UGUCAAAAGUUCAAAACAUCUUUCACAGGCACAGCUGGCAGGAAAAUAUAAAAUCAAUCAAUUUUAUUUUUAUCUAACGUGAUUUAACGAUUUAUUGCUAAAAAGUAAAGUUCAGGAUGUUACAAGAUUACGAUGACGAUUAUUUUCUCGAAGAAGAUAAAAUAAGUGAAGUGAAUAAAAAGCUCAAUAAGUGCAACGCAAUGUUUUCCGUCCACUCUAGCCAAACCGAAAGUGAAACCUCAUUACUUCUUGAUGUAGAUCAUACUAAACAGGUUCUAGACAGCCGCACAUUCGGAGAGCCCAAUGAAGUAACAGCCGAUAGCAACGGAAUGGGUAAGGUCACGGAAGAAAUUGCGUUUGUUUCGAAUGACGACCUGCCAGAUCCGGUGCUAUAUGCCGAUGGUUGUGUUGACGAUACCAAAAUCAUUAUGCUUUGUCAGAAACAGGAAAUGGAAAGGCUGGGUAUGACGGUUAGCUCCGGAACGGUCGUUAUCAAGAAAGACACUACUAAUCUUAUAGGCAUAAGCAUCGGUGGCGGAGCUCCACUUUGUCCUUGUCUCUACAUUGUUCAGGUCUUUGACGGAACACCGGCCGCUCGCGAGGGUACGUUGCAAAGUGGAGAUGAGUUGUUGGGUGUGAACAGUGUAUCGGUGAAGGGUAAAACUAAAGUCGAGGUGGCGAAAAUGAUACAGGCUGCUACGGAGGAAGUGACCAUUCACUACAACAAACUGCACGCUGAUCCGGUGCAAGGUGAAACGUUGGAUAUUGUGCUCAAGAAGAUGAAACAUCGGUUGGUAGAAAGAAUGUCCAGCGGUACGGCUGAUACGCUGGGACUGUCCCGAGCAAUUCUGUGCAACGAUUCGUUGGUGAAACGUUUACAGGAAUUGGAGAGAACUGAAGCGAUGUACAAAGGACUAGUCGAGCAUGCAAAACGAAUGCUAAAGGCCCACUUUGACGUACUUCAAACGUAUCAAGCAUUCGGAAACAUUUUUGCUGCAAUCAGUGUCCGAGAACCACAACCAAGAGCGUCCGAAGCCUUCCGGGUAUUCGGAGAGCUGCAUCGCAACAUGGAAAAAGACGGUAUCAAGAUGAUCAAAAGUUUGAAACCCAUUCUGGCUGAUAUGGGCACGUAUCUGCACAAAGCAAUUCCCGACACCAAACUAACGGUGAAACGAUAUGCCGAUGCGAAGUUUACUUAUCUGUCUUAUUGUUUAAAGAUAAAAGAAAUGGAUGAUGAAGAGCACGGUUAUGCUGCGAUUCAGGAACCAUUGUAUCGCGUUGAAACUGGGAACUACGAGUAUCGACUGAUUCUUCGUUGUCGCCAGGAGGCUCGAGUAAAAUUUGCCAAACUUCGAAGUGAUGUACUCGAGAAAAUGGAACUGCUAGAAUGCAAACACGCACGCGACUUAGCUUCACAACUAAGAAAGUUUAUUCAGGGACUAUCCACCUUGGCAAACGAAACCGUCGAACGUUUGGAAUCCAUUCCGAAUCUCUUUCCUAUCGAAGUUGACUUGAAGCCCAGCGCAUUUCAAUAUAAAUCAGCUAUUAGAUUUCCACCGGAAGAAGGCGUGGACGAAGAAAUCCAGCAAGGCGAGGAAGCAGUUGAAAGGCCCGUUCUUAAAACUACCAAAGAGAAUGGAUCCUCUAGUUACGGUGGAGCUUCCAUCGAUCAGCUGCUCGCUGGUUUCGAAGAUGUCGACUUGAAUAAAAGUGCCACCAGUGAUAGCAAUGAUCUUCUGGUAGAGUUGGGUUUGGCCGACAUUGAUCUGUCGAUGGGGAAACAGUCGAACCUAAUGGAUGAUUUGCUGAUACCGGAUAUGAGCGAUUUUGGAAAGUAAGUUUCUUUGGAGUAUUUAUAGAUGUCAUAAUAUAUUUUAACUGCACGUAACCGAAGAAUAAA
Molecule: messenger RNA, 1900 nt
Organism: Topomyia yanbarensis
Lineage: Eukaryota; Metazoa; Arthropoda; Insecta; Diptera; Culicidae
Gene: PICK1
Product: PRKCA-binding protein
Exons: 6
Coding region: 117-1838 (573 amino acids)
Biological process (GO): regulation of Arp2/3 complex-mediated actin nucleation; receptor clustering; intracellular protein transport
Cellular component (GO): trans-Golgi network membrane; neuron projection; postsynaptic density
Molecular function (GO): protein kinase C binding; protein domain specific binding; phospholipid binding
Source: RefSeq, a predicted model, not a curated record